This is a messenger RNA of Ceraceosorus bombacis, 474 nucleotides long. NCBI's taxonomy places the organism in Eukaryota, Fungi, Basidiomycota, Exobasidiomycetes, Ceraceosorales, Ceraceosoraceae. The record is from the annotation of a GenBank genome assembly.
AUGGCCUCUUCAUCCAUCAAUCUUCUGCGCUCGCUAGCAGUUGCACGAUCGCGCAUCUUCCAAACAUCCACACCCAGCCUCUCCAAUCCGGGUGGUGUGCGAACCGGAUCCAAAAUUCUACGUGCCAGAUUAAGAGGUCCUAGCAUGUUGAGGUACUAUCCUCCUACGCUCAAUUUGAGAUCUGUCAACAUGUUAGGUAGAGAGCUGGAAGGGGAUAUGUGGAGGGAUGUGGUAGAUUGGAACGAGAGACAGCGAUUGGCUGAUCUAGACAAGGCUAAACAUUAUGGGAAGAACCCGCCCAAGAAAGGUGAGUUUCCCAGUCAACAUGCGGGAUUUGCAAGUGCUCGUGUGACGCAAUGGCGGAAUAGGGGAAACAAAGGGACUGUGUAAUGCUUACAUCUCCUUUCCACCUCUUCGCUUGCAAUGCUCCGGGCAGGUCAAGGACGAAGAGCAGCUGUCAAAGGAAAGAAGUGA